Erigeron canadensis is the source of this 1881-nucleotide messenger RNA. RefSeq names its product protein real-time-like. Bases 206 to 1480 code for a protein of 424 amino acids. Lineage: Eukaryota; Viridiplantae; Streptophyta; Magnoliopsida; Asterales; Asteraceae. The record is from RefSeq and is a predicted model, not a curated record. The transcript is spliced from 7 exons.
CAUUAGUCACUCUCACUACUCAGUCUUCUCUAUUUCAUUCUUCAAGUGAAAGAUUAUUAUUAAUUAAUUUAUAAAAAUAUGAAUGCGUAAAAAGAAAGGAAGGAAGUAACACAAAAAAACACAGAAUCUCUGUUGUUUUUCUUUCUCAUUUUAAAACAUUAUUAUUUUGGGUUGCUUAAAAUUUUAGCUACAACAACAACAACAAAUGGGAAAUAACAACAAAGAUACUACUACUACUACUUCUUCUGUUCAACAUCAACAUCCCCAUAUUGAUAAAACCAAAGUUGAAGCUGUUCUUCACCUUCUCAAAAAAUCUUCUCCACUCACUCUCAAACAGGAGAAAUAUUGUAAUGAAGCAUGUGUUGGGAGAUUUUUGAGAGCAAAAGGAGAAAAUGUCAAGAAAGCUACUAAGCAACUACGUGCUUGUCUCUCAUGGAGAGAAAACCUUGGCAUUGAUCAUCUAAUAGCUGAUGAGUUUUCUGGUGAGAUAGCUGAUGGGAUGGCUUAUGUAGCUGGUCAUGAUGACCAAUCAAGACCAGUUGUGAUUUUCCGAAUCAAGCAAGAUUAUCUCAAGUUUCGCUCACAAAAACAGUUCACCCGUUUGUUGGUUUUCACUUUGGAGGUUGCAAUCCAAACAAUGGCAAAAUCCGUAGAACAGUUGGUUGUCUUAUUUGAUGCAAGCUUUUUCAGAUCAGCAUCAGGGUUUAUGAACAUAUUGGUGGCAGGACUGAAAACCAUAGGGGAGCACUAUCCUGGUCGUCUCCACAAAGCUUUUGUCAUUGACCCUCCUUCCCUUUUUCCAUAUCUUUGGAAGGGUGUCAAGGCAUUUAUCGAAUUAUCAUCGAUCACAACAACGGUGUCGUCGCUUGAUUUUGAUGAUUUUCCCGACUUUAACCAUUUUACGACGUACCCAAGAGCUGCAUCGCUUCGAUUUAACCCUUCGUCCGUGCCAUCCAAGGGCAAAGUUGGCACAUGUGCGUCUUCUAGAUUUUCCUUCACCGUUUCACACCACUUCGACUCGCUAAAACCUUGGUAUCUCACUUUGACAGACAAACCGUCUUUCAAAGUGGGUCCUACGUCCACCCCGGUGCUAGGACCGGCCCUUAUAUCCCCUGUUAAUGCCCGUUCUUACUCAUUUGCAUCACCAACCGCAAGAAACAUAAACUCAAUGAGAAAAAGCUUUUUUCCUUCGACCCCGUUACCACAAAAAACCCAAAUAAUGGACCAUUCGGCCAUAAACCACCCACGAACCCCUAAACCGUCGUUUCUACACUCGCCUGCGCUCUUUUUCAAAAAAGAGGGCCAAGUAAGCAAGACCGAAAAGGGCCGUGAAUCAUUCCUACCAUUUCUAAGAUUCUAUAGACGACCAUAUGAUGAAAUGAUCUAUAGAUCAAAAAUGAAGCCUCCACUAGGAGGUCUCAUUUCAAUUGUUUCUCCACAAAUCAAACGUCGCCACAUGUCCGUCUCUCAACGGUUUUGAUAGCAUCGAUCAAAAAAGGAGUCGUACAUAUAGAUAUGAUCACAAAUUGACAUUGACAAUAUCUCAUCAAGUGUAAUAAUUUAUAUAUUACUAUAUUUAUAUUUUUGAAUAUUUCCUAUGUGACAAGGCAAUAUUAAUGUUGCUUUGAUAUUAUUUAUGUCUAGUGCAUUGAUUGUGCUACAAAUGUUUAUGCUAAAGAGAGUGUAAAAAGAAAUAGACGACGUGAUAAGUGGGAUGUGAUUUAGCGUGCAAUAUUAUAUAUUUUAUUAAUAUUAAUUUGGGAUGGCAAAAUGUAUUGUACACGACGUGGUCGUAACGGUGAACACAUGCAUUGGAAAUCGUUUCUUGUUUCCAAAUAAAUAAGACAUUUAACAAGACGAAAGUCAAUUUUUGUUUUGUUA